Molecule: messenger RNA, 5036 nt
Organism: Pygocentrus nattereri (red-bellied piranha)
Lineage: Eukaryota; Metazoa; Chordata; Actinopteri; Characiformes; Serrasalmidae
Gene: ypel1
Product: yippee-like 1
Exons: 5
Coding region: 839-1198 (119 amino acids)
Source: RefSeq, a predicted model, not a curated record
UCAAAACAAACGACCUACAAAAGCAGCCUGGAUCAGAGAGAGGGGGUCUGCAGAGCGAGCGCCUGAGGUUUCAGCGUGGGAAUGAAUUAAACUGCAGCUACUUAAUCAGCGUCGAGCGCUUCACAUCUUCAAGUGCAUUGAACGAGGCUUCGGCUUUUGCAUCAUUUGAUGUGUUGGUGUUGCUAAAUAUAUCGGUUUCUUGUAUGGUGGCGACGCUCGGCUCCAUUUUGGAGGCUACGCCGCUCUCUCCUAAAGGCUUAUUGAUCGGGCUAUGAGCAAGUUAGGCGAUCUUUCUGCAGUUGUUGAUGGACGUCCGGGCUCAGCGGUGGGCGAUUUUGUCUUUUGCUUGCGUUUUGAAUGAGGACGGAGAGUGCUAACGCCAGUGAGAGGAGGGGAGAGCACAUCUCCAGCAUCUCCAACAGCAACAGCAGCAUCAGCACGCAGCUGCAUCUGGACAUCGCCGUAGCCACAUCAUCAUUAUUUUCCCAUUGAGAGCAAAAAAAAAAAAAAUCCGCAGAGUCAGUAUCGAAGGGAAGGAGCAUGAUAACAAACUGAGCGCACACGUAAACACAGAGAGCGUCGUGACACAUGCAGGGACCUCAGAGCUUCUGAAUGAGACGAUCCCUGCCCUGGGGGGAAAACACUUUCUCCACUUGCUCCAGUAAAGGUUGUUUUUUCUCCUGUGGUGUUUGUGUGGAGCGUGCCACACACCCACUCCACAACAACGACGGCUUUUGCUUGCAUCUUCCAGUGUUUCUUCUGUCAGCAAGUUCAGCAGAGCUGUAACUCAUCCAGCGCCAGUGCAGACGAGCCCAGUGAGGAGAAUCACGACUGUGAGAUGGUGAAGAUGACCAAGUCGAAAACCUUCCAGGCCUACCUGCCCAACUGUCAUCGCACCUACAGCUGCAUCCACUGCCGAGCACACUUGGCCAACCACGAUGAGCUCAUCUCAAAGUCAUUCCAAGGCAGCCAGGGACGAGCCUACCUCUUCAACUCAGUGGUGAAUGUGGGAUGUGGUCCAGCCGAGGAGAGGGUUCUCCUCACAGGUUUACAUGCUGUGGCAGACAUCUACUGUGAAAAUUGUAAAACCACUCUGGGCUGGAAAUACGAGCAUGCGUUUGAGAGCAGUCAGAAAUACAAAGAGGGCAAGUUCAUCAUUGAGCUGGCUCACAUGAUCAAGGACAACGGCUGGGAGUGACCUCCGCCCACUUCCUCUCUGCUCAGUGACCUUUUGGGCCGCUCUGUAGCGGACUUCAGAGUGACACCACACACGCGCACACACACAUCACACCCCCAACCCCUCCACCCCAACGCCAACGCCAUCACCUCCACUUCCACCCACCCCCCCCUCUCUGAAACAAACAGACUCAGUUCAGAAAUACAAACAGACUGAAAGAAGAGAAGGGAUACAGAGUGAGGAAACAAAGAAACAAGGGGAUUCCACUUGUCCAUCUGUGGUCACCGAGAGACUCUCUACUCCUUUUUGAGGAUUUUUCUCUGACUCUGACUGGUUUCUUGGUGUGUUUUGACCUUUUGUGUGUCACCACCCCUUCGUAAGCUGUUAACAGUUUCAAGAAGACACCAUCUCACUCCUUCUCUUCAUUUUUUUUUUCCUCCUAUUCUGUCUCUCUUCGUGAAUGAGCAAGGAACGACGAGACAAGUGUGUGUGUGUGUGUGUGUGUGUGUGUGUGUGUGUGUGUGUGCGCGUGUGUGUGUGAGUGCGUGUUUGUACUGUUUCCUUUUAUGCAGGAAUUUUGAGUCCUCCCUGGUGGACUGAUGAUGUUACUGGUUAGCAUUUUCUCCCUAACAGAUACAGGUCUUUACUGAGCAUGCUCUUUCCUUCUGCGUUGGGAUGGCGACAGGAGGACACUAGGCAGAUAUGAUUGAUGUUUUAAAAAAGAUAAAUAAAUCUGGGUUGGGGUGUUAUGGAAACUGGGCGGGGCUAUGUAGCAGUACCGUGGAUACUAUUGGACAGGGGAGGGGGGGGGGGUAAAUUGGGCGAAGUUUCAGCAUUGCAGUGGCAUUUUUGUAUUUAUGAUAUAUCCCUGUACCUUUUAUCUAUCGUAUUUGAGAUUUGACUCGAUUUUCUUUUUUUCAUGGUCUUUUCUUUAUUCUUCCUCCGAUGACUUCACUGUGCAAUUUGUGUGACCCGGUACAGUAGAGUUUGACACCCCCCUACACCUCUCCCUGUGCAGGAGCUGUCCUGUCUUUAGCUGUUAAUCUGGUGCUUUAGGCAAGAUCAUACAAAAAAAAUGAUGUGUAGCUUUUAGUGUUGAGGUGGCAUUUGUGGCAGGUUCCAUUUUUGCAUCAGUACUAUACAUUAAAGAAAUAAAUAAGUAUUUUUUUUGUUUUAAAAUGCUGUCUAAACACACUGGACAGCAGGGGAAAACUAGUGUCGGUGAACCACACCCCUACAUUUUGACCCUUUGUCAAACGUAUCAUGUAGUUUCUGAUGAUUAUGAGACUUUACAGUAAUGUUGUUCUUAUGAUCAUGUGAUUUAUGUGUGCUUAUGCAUUUUUUCGGAAACACGCGUGCAUGUUAGCCGUAUGCGUGUCGCGCGUGUGUGUGUUUUACGCGUUACGUUAUGGCAUACUUGAAUGCAGUUACUUUGUUUGCACUUUGCAGAGGCCUUGUUCGUGGGUUUAGAGGCAAAAGUCUGUCUGUCUGUUUUUCAUGGCCUUUUCAUUGAUGAUUGAAUGAUUGUACCAGAUGCUUUUUGAAUGAACUUCAGGGUCGGGUGAUUGCUGGCAUAAUCAUCUCCCUUUAGAGUAGACCUUCUGCUGCUUACCUUUGCUUCGUUCAUGAGUUGGCAAAUGAGAGCACAGUUUUAGUGCUUUUAUUUUUUUAUUUUUGAGGAUAUAUGGCUGUAAACCCAUGGCAAACACUACCAAUCUGUCCAAUUUGAUAUAAAUGUGGAUGAGCAGAAAUUUGAGAGAGAAAAUCAAAGCCCCUCCAAAGGGAAGGGCAUGAUGUAAACAAUGCAUUGCAAACAAAAAAGGAAAGAAAAAGAAUGUGCUGCUAUUUAAACUUGAUGCAAUCCGGAGCUUUCACUUUACACCUCCUGCACUUUACCUGGGCUGUGUGAGCGCAUGCGAGUGGAUCUAUUCUUUACAUAUGUAGUCCUCCUUCCACGUCUUUGCCUCUAAGCAGCAUGAAUCAUGUGCCUCUUCAAAAGGAAAAAAAAGAAAUAGAAUCUCUCCCUCUGUUGUGCAGUGCAUGACUCCAUAAAAAACCUAGCACACCUAUUGAUGGCCCAUAUGGGUUAAAGAGAAAAAAAACUCGGACAACCUCACAGAUCUUUUAUCCACUGAGAGUUAUAUUCAGAAGCAUUAUAAGAUCCGAUUAUUUUUUUGUAGGUCUAGUUGUCACAGUUAAAGGUUAUUGUGAAAUUAGUGGUUGUAUUAUGCAGAGCAUAAAGGGGUUUGGUGAUUUUGCGUGGGUGGGCUGGGCUGGGUUAUUUUAAAAGUGAGGGUGGGGCUUUCUUUACAUAUAAAGAAAGCGGUGCAUUUUAAUGUAGAUUUCUAUGGAGUAUAGAUCAAAGCAGAUUAUUGAGAUUUUUUUUUUAAAAAAGAGUUACGAGGUUCCAUAGUUUGAAUCAGUGGCAGAAACCCUCAGUUAGCGAUUAUCGCCAAUAAGGUCAGUCAGGUCACGUGACCUUUUAAUCCGUCAAAGGCAAUGCAAACAAAAUAGUUGUAGAGAUAUCCUACUUGAAAGAAAAAGAAAAAAGGAAAAAAGACAAAAAAACAAGUUACAGACAAGACGUUGUCCCUGUCUCACAGUUUUUGUACAUAAAGUGACAUAUUUAAAGUUUUAUAUACAUAUUUCUACUGGGUUAGUUCCUCUACUUCCCUGACUUGAAGCACUUUUGUUCACUGUACCUCUGGCUUUGUGUACAUGUGCGUGUCCGUGUGAAAGAGAGCGUGUGCGAGUGGUUUGUUAUUUUCCUCUCUCAUCGUUAUUCAUGAGUUUAAGCUGUUUGUUGACUAGCUUCUCCAUGUCCUGUCUCUUACCUUUCAUUCAAUUUGGCUUCUUUUUCCUAUUCUGUAGCUUUGAUGGUGAAAUGAGGCUUUCUUUUUUUUCCUUCUUUUUUUGAGAAUCUAAACUUAUCUAUACUUUUCCUCCCUGCUGGUUCUCUUGGUAAGACUCCGUGGCAGAGCAUGUCUGCUGGUCCUGGUUUAGCAUUGUGUGCUCAGCGGUGAGCUGGAUUCACCCGCCGAAACUUUCACAACCGGAACAUUGAUUUUAUUUUUUCCACAAAAGAGCUUCUCCCUAAGACUCAAACUGAAGAUAAGCGAGGCCAGUGUCACUGUCAGUGUGCACCAAAUAAUUGCGUAAUUCCUUUGUUUGACCAACCAUUAGCUCAUAGCUAAGCUGUCCAAUGUGUGCAGUCACAAUCAUGAAUGUCUCAACUGCUGGAAAUUCAACCACUUGGAAAAAAAACCAAAAAGUAAGCGUUAAAUUGUUUAGUACCAAGUGUGGAAUUUUGAUAUGUCGGUUUCUUUUUGAAUUUUUCCGUUUUGAAUCAUUGAUUGUGUUUUCAAAGCGGCAGCAUAUUAUGAUUCGUAUUUGUUUGUUUUUUUUUGUUUUGUUUUGUUUUGUUUUUUUGGGGCUGUUGGCUGUUGAGAGUUUAUGUACCCCCUCUACUUUGCCAUUUGCUUUGGUGACACUGGUUUCAUGGUUUCAAACCUUUUUGAAGCUGUCAAUCUAUAGGUUACGUCAUGCAAAAGACAUUUAGGUUUAAGGCGUCAUUAGGUUUGCAAAGGAAAACGAUUGUAAGUUUGAAGAGUUAUUUUCUUAGGACUGUUAAAAUAUGAGCGUGUUGUAUUUAUAAUGGCUAUAUUAAGUCGUGCCUGGGUUUCUUUCUUCUUCUUUUUUUUUUCUUUUUCUUCAAAGCAAAAAAAGCAUAUGCUUUUUCUUUUUUUCCAUUUUUACUUGAUUUAUAUUGCUUUGCUUUCUGUCCUAGUAAAGAAAUGUCACAUUUGUCUGUUUUUCACUGUAUUGUAAACUAUGAUAUCACAAUAAAGCUUAAAUGGCA